CCUGCGCCCCCAGGCCGAGUACCACCGGAGGUUCGGGAAGAUUUUCCGCAUGAAGCUGGGGGCUUUCGACUCGGUGCACAUCGCCGCGCCCUGCCUCCUGGAAGCCCUGUACCGCCGGGAGAGCGCCUGUCCCCAGCGCCUCGAGAUCAAGCCCUGGAAAGCCUAUCGCGACUAUCGCGACGAGGGCUACGGGCUGCUCAUCCUGGAAGGAAAGGACUGGCAGAGGGUAAGAAGUGCCUUUCAAAAGAAAUUAAUGAAGCCCAGGGAAGUUGUGAAGCUGGAUACGACCAUCAGUGAGGUCCUGGAGGAUUUCAUGCGUAGAAUAGAUGAAAUAUGUAACCACAAUGGGCAGAUGGAAGAUGUAUAUUCAGAAUUCAACAAAUGGUCCUUCGAAAGUAUCUGUCUGGUGCUGUAUGGAAAGAGGUUUGGCCUCCUGCAGCAGGAUGUGGAAGAAGAAAGUUUGAACUUCAUCAAGGCAGUAAAAACGAUGAUGGCCACUUUUGGGAUGAUGAUGGUGACCCCUGUGGAACUUCACAAGGGGCUGAACACAAAAGUCUGGCAAGCUCAUACUAAAGCAUGGGAUGAUAUAUUUAAAACAGCCAAACACUCCAUUGACUGUCGGCUGGAAAAACACUCUGCAAACCCUCAGGAGGAUUUUCUGUGUGACAUCUACUCUGGAGGACAACUUUCCAAGAAGGAGCUGUACGCUGCCAUCGCAGAGCUCCAGAUUGCUGGGGUGGAGACGACAGCCAAUAGUUUACUGUGGGCUCUGUAUAACAUUUCACGCAAUCCACAUGUCCAGCAGAAGCUUUUCCAGGAAAUAAAGAGUGUUUUGGCUGCUAAUGAGACUCCAAGUGCUGAGAACUUGAAGAAUAUGCCUUACCUGAAAGCAUGUCUGAAAGAGUCCAUGAGAUUAACCCCAUCAGUGCCAUUUACCACUCGCACCAUCGACACGGAAAUGGUUCUGGGAAAUUAUGUGCUGCCCAAAGGGACUGUUCUGAUGCUAAACAGCCAUGCCCUGGGUUGCAAUGAGGAGUACUUCAGGGACUGGACUCAGUUUAGACCAGAGCGCUGGUUCCAGAAGAACCUGAUCCGUCCGUUCUCCCACGUUCCCUUUGGGAUGGGGAAGAGGAUGUGCAUCGGGCGCCGUGUGGCAGAGCUGCAGCUCCACUUGGCCCUUUGCUGGCUCGUCCACAAAUACCAAGUUGUGGCCACUGACCAGAGGCCGGUGGAGACUCUGCACUCGGGAAUCCUCAUUCCCAGCCGGGAGCUGCCCAUCGCAUUCCUCAGGAGAUGAGCUUGCAGCAAAAUGGAUGACAACCCUGCUGCUGCCUCCUCUUAAAAAACAGGCAUCAACUGGAGAAGUCAAAGCUGUGGAGGCUCCACCAGCCAGUGAAGAAUUGCAACACCCGUCCCUUGAACAACUGCAGAGUCAGAAAUAGCACCAAGAAAAGCUCCCAGACUGUUUUAUUGGGAAAAUGUGGUUAGUUAGUUCAUCCAGUGUUAAAAGGAAAGAAAAACAUCAUGUGCAUUCACAUACCUGUGGAAAUACAGUGAUUUAGUGCAGCUGAGGGACUGCCCAGGACAACGAGCUGUGCAGUGUUCUGGACAGUUCUUGUCAGUGCACAGGGAAAUUAUUGCAGCCUCAGGCUCUUCCACAGAGCAGCCUGGAAAGAGCUGCCUCCCAGUUUGGGUUCAGUCCUGACUGCACUGGCCCUGUCAGCUCAGAGUGGAAGAGCUUGGGAAGGCAGUUUAAGGGAGAAGAAACUGGCUUAGUCCUUAUCAAUCACCAACACCACGGAUUAAGCUGAGACAUGAGAUGGCAGUCAGGAAUUAAGCUAAAAUGAGGGCUUGAAAAUCAGGAUAAUUAAAAAAGGAUAUUUCCCUGGUGUUAUAUAAGAAUAUAAGGACAAAUGUACAUAACACAAUUUAUUCCUCAUGCCUGCAGCACAGUAAUUUGAUUUAUACACAGUGCUGUGCCUGGUACAAUCUCUGCUCUUGCCCAGGGAGCUUCAUGCCUCUGAUUCCUGCACAAACCAUUUUAUCCCACCUUUAUUGUCAAACCUUAAUGGCCUUUUAUUGCAUGAAAAGGCCUCAUUCAAAAAUGGAACCACUGGAAUCCUAUGGGUUCUGCCACUUAAAUGCUGAUUAUCCUAACAGGAUAGUGACUUCAUUAGAUGAGUACUAUAAAAUGUAUCUUUCAAAGAACAAUUUCCCAGGAAAUGAGGAUCCUAAAUAUUUCAGAUAGGUUUUUUUCUUGUGGAGACUGCAGUAUCUGUAUCUAAAGGUUAAAAUUGUCACUGCCUUGCAUGUAAUAUUAUAUGUUAGUUGUUAUGGUCACUAGUUUUUCCAAUGAUGCAGUUUGAAGUCCAGCUUUGUAUAUACAUAACCAUGAAUGGUUGUUUUUAUUUUUUUACUUUCUGAAAUGAUCCAAGUUCUUAGUAUUUGUUUGUCUGACCCCUAUGUUUUGUUUGUUUUCCUCUGUUGUUAUACUCAGACAUGGAAAUGUAGCCCUAUUAAGAGGUAUAAGGCAAUUUGUGUAUUAUCUGAAUAUUUCUAGUCAAUUUGGUAACAGUCAAUUUUGUAAUAAAAUAAAGGUUUCUAUUGUUUUUCUAU
Molecule: messenger RNA, 2616 nt
Organism: Corapipo altera (White-ruffed manakin)
Lineage: Eukaryota; Metazoa; Chordata; Aves; Passeriformes; Pipridae
Product: 1,25-dihydroxyvitamin D(3) 24-hydroxylase, mitochondrial
Exons: 11
Coding region: 50-1297 (415 amino acids)
Biological process (GO): cellular response to peptide hormone stimulus; cholesterol metabolic process; glucocorticoid biosynthetic process
Cellular component (GO): mitochondrial inner membrane
Molecular function (GO): monooxygenase activity; iron ion binding; oxidoreductase activity, acting on paired donors, with incorporation or reduction of molecular oxygen
Source: RefSeq, a predicted model, not a curated record